CCAACCUGUCCCGGUCCUCUGCUCCCUCACUUCUCUCUCUUUCUCUCUUUCUCUGUCUAAAACUAUCAGAAAGCCCUAAAUCAUAAAACCUCCUCUCCAUCCUCCGCCUCGCUCUCUUUCCUCUCUUCGUUCCGAUCACACCUUUCAAUUUCUCGGAUCUUGCCGCCAGCCGGAGCCACCAUGUUUCGCCAAGCUACCAGAGUUCUUUCCCGGCCCUUUCUCUCAGCCCGAGCUCGGCCCUUCUCGACCGAAGUUUCGGCGGCUCCAGCCGUUGACGCGUCCUUUGUGGAGAGCUGGAACAAAGUGAUCCCUAACAUCGACCCACCCAAGACUCCUCUUGCCUUCAUGAAGCCUCGCCCUCCCACUCCAUCUACCAUGCCUUCAAAGCUCACUGUCAACUUUGUCCUCCCUUAUGCAUCCGAGCUCUCCGCUAAGGAGGUUGACAUGGUUAUAAUUCCAGCAACUACUGGUCAGAUGGGUGUUCUUCCCGGUCAUGUAUCAACUAUUGCAGAGCUGAAACCGGGACUCCUAUCAGUUCACGAAGGAAAUGAUGUGACAAAAUAUUUCGUCAGCAGUGGUUUUGCAUUCAUCCAUGCAAAUUCCUACGCUGAUAUAAUUGCAGUAGAGGCUGUUCCACUCGAUAAAAUAGAUCUUAGCCUAGUCCAAAAAGGACUUGCAGAAUUCAACCAGAAGUUGAGCUCUGCUUCAACUGACUUGGAGAAAGCCGAAGCUCAAAUUGGAGUGGAGGUGCAUAGUGCCAUGAAUGCUGCCCUCACAGGCUAGUGUUACUUACUACUGGUCCCUUGGUCAAUUUGCUCUUGUUAAUUUAGUCAUAAUAUCUCACUUCAUGCAAAGUUGCAUCCUUUUUUUUAAAAUUCUGCCUCAUUUUGUCUUCUGGAGCCAAAUUUGUCUCUGAACAUUUUAUUUGUUUUUGUGGUGAAUGUGGAAUUCAUAUUAAUAAUCUUGAUUGAGUAUCAGGCUUUCACAAAUAGCUGAGCAAACACUUGAAGAAAUUGUACUUGUAUUUACCGGACUCGUUUAUUUUUAUAAGUUUUAUACAGCUUUAUGGGGGUUUUCAUUA
Cannabis sativa is the source of this 1081-nucleotide messenger RNA. Its product is annotated as ATP synthase subunit delta', mitochondrial. Gene Ontology annotation, biological process: proton motive force-driven ATP synthesis. The record is from RefSeq and is a predicted model, not a curated record. Bases 181 to 783 code for a protein of 200 amino acids. Lineage: Eukaryota; Viridiplantae; Streptophyta; Magnoliopsida; Rosales; Cannabaceae. Gene Ontology annotation, molecular function: proton-transporting ATP synthase activity, rotational mechanism. The transcript has 3 exons.